AUGGAGAAAUCAGAGAGGAUCGAAGCGUUGACGCGAAAUCCUAUCAUCGAGGCUUCGAAGACAAAGAAGAAGAAAAAACUAAAAUUACCCGCAUUUGAUAGUGUGAGAAACGAUGUGUGUCGUCCGGGGAAGAAGCGUCAACGGAAGCAAAGAUACCAGCAGCAGAUACUGUCACCAUACGAGUAUUUACUUGUGCUUGCGGGGAACACAAUCUUCACCUGUUCCGUGAAAGUAUCGGAUCAGCCUUCGGUCGACGAUACGCUAUCUCCGCUGUUGCCGGAGCAGAUAGACGUCAACACUGUGUCCGCAAUUUCUGAAACCUAUUCGACAUCGAUAAAACCAGAAGUGACAUUGCUGUACAUUCAACCACUUCUAAUACUGGACCUUAACGGGAUUCUUUGUCACCGCAUUCGGGCAAAGCGCACAGAUGCGGAUUUUGCCAAAAGUACCUACCGGAAGGCAUCCGACCCCGUUGCUGGAACACCAAUUGUACCCCGUACAGAUCUUGCGGAAUUUCUUGCCUUUCUCGAUCAAUACUUCUGUUUAGCGGUAUGGACUUCUGCGAAAGCCAAGACGGCCAACAAGUUGGUUCUGCAGCUGUUUCCACCGGCGAUUGCGGACCGACUUUUGUUCGUCUGGGCCCAACAUCAUUGCGAGAAACUAUCAUCUUCUUCUAUGGACUCGGAAUGUGUUUAUGAAAAGGAUUUGUCGCGCGUUUGGAGGGAGUAUCCUUUGUGGAACGCCAGUAAUACCCUUCUCAUGGACGAUUCACCGUACAAAUGUCAGCGAUGGCACGAAAAUGCCGUCCACCCGCCAGCCCUUCACGGGUUAACGAGUGCCAAUGUCAACGACCUUAUCUCUGACGAAGCCAACGAAAAGAAACAGAGACUAUUUUACAAUGAGCUCGUCGACCAUUGGAAAUCCGCGCCCUUGAAACAAACGUGGACUGUAGAAACCGGUGAAGGCGCGUUUGUUCAAAAUGAAAAAGCAUUAUUCUAUUUCCUUCAUCAACACGCUGCGCAGCAUAUGGGUUGGAAAUAG
Phaeodactylum tricornutum CCAP 1055/1 is the source of this 1041-nucleotide messenger RNA. RefSeq lists its product with no specific name. The record is from RefSeq and is a predicted model, not a curated record. NCBI's taxonomy places the organism in Eukaryota, Bacillariophyta, Bacillariophyceae, Surirellales, Neidiaceae. Gene Ontology annotation, molecular function: phosphoprotein phosphatase activity. The transcript has a single exon. Bases 1 to 1041 code for a protein of 346 amino acids.